Alternaria burnsii is the source of this 3738-nucleotide messenger RNA. RefSeq names its product meiotically up-regulated 190 protein. The transcript has 3 exons. The coding region runs from base 1 to 3738 and encodes 1245 amino acids. Lineage: Eukaryota; Fungi; Ascomycota; Dothideomycetes; Pleosporales; Pleosporaceae. Gene Ontology annotation, molecular function: lipid binding. The record is from RefSeq and is a predicted model, not a curated record.
AUGUCCGGCGUCGAGGACGUGGACGCCCAGCGUAGAAACUACCGACGGCCGCACAAUGCGCAUAAUCCAAUACCCACAGUCCAAAAAUACCGCGAAGAGAAGCAGCGUAGAGAAGAAGCAUACGGCCAUGCAGAUGGCGCGAGUAACGAACCAAGCACACGAGAUCGGCUGGGGGACGCCGUCAACGUCUUCAGACAUGGUAAAGACGUAGAGUUGGAUAACGACGGCAAUGGACCAUAUCCAGUCAGAAACAAGAACAUCGAGCUAGACGAGCCAAUUGCAGACGAUCACGCCGGAAAGAACACGCCCGAGAAGAAGGAUCAGAAUCUAGCGAAAGACCAGGACAGCGACGAUGGAUUGCAGGACACAACAGAGGACGGCAUGUCCUCGUCAGACCCUAAGCAGGCCCGGAAGGAUAUGAAGAAGUUCAAAGCCGAUGGUGCAGAUCGAGAAGUCACGGAUCCCAUUACCCAUCUACCUAUUCAAAUCCACGACUACACAGACCGAGAGCUGAAGAGCACUGCAAAGAAUCCACCACCCGUAGGGUCAGAUCCACGCACGAUGACCGGCAAGGACGCCAUCAAUAAGAGUGACGAGCAUCUCAAUGAUGAGUGGCAGGAAUCACAGGAUUCACAUAUUGGUAUGCAGGCAUUGUUCCCGCCUCCGUCCUUCGAUAGGACACGAAGCGAGAUCACAACCGUCUAUAUGCAGGCUGUAACUGUUGGUGUGGGAGCAGCUGCAAUCAGCUUGAUGUUGGUGAACACACUGUUCUGGCCUACGCGCCACGCGACCGGCUGGGGAAGACAGUUGUGGAAGGCCACUGAACUCAGCACUAUGGCAGUCGUCUCCGCGGCCAUCAUACUCUUCAUGCGGCAGUGGUCAGAGAACAAGAUCAAGAAUGUGUGGGAUGCUGAGGUCUGGCAGGCGGAAAGACAAAGAGGUCAGAAACUGGCCAAGACUCAGACUGCUGAAAGUACGCAGUGGUUGAACUCGUUACUUGCGUCCAUAUGGCCAUUGAUCAACCCGGAUCUGUUUACCAGCAUUUCAGAUACACUCGAGGAUGUCAUGCAAGCUUCUCUCCCCAGUAUGGUUCGUAUGGUCGCUGUUGAAGACCUUGGUCAAGGUAGCGAGGCCCUUCGCAUCCUUGGUGUCCGAUGGCUUCCUACAGGCGGGGCUGCCAGAUCUGUAGGCUCCGAUGGAAACUUGAAGUCUCCUGACCAAGAGAAGGGCGACCGGACUGUCGAGGAUAGCGAUGAUAACGGCCAAGGCCAAGAUGACCAACCACAACAGGACACAAUGGAGGCUGAAGAUGGAGAUUUCGUAAAUGUGGAACUUGCCUUCGCAUACAGACCAUCCACAGGAAAGGGUAUCAAGUCACGCGCCAAACAUGCUCAUUUAUUAUUGGCAUUUUACAUGCCAGGCAAUAUCAAGAUACCUGUCUGGGUCGAUCUCGCUGGUGUAGUUGGCGUUAUGCGCUUCCGUCUGCAGCUCUGUCCUGAUCCUCCAUUCUUUUCAAUCUGUACCAUGGCCUUCAUGGGCCAGCCCAAAGUGACGCUAUCGUGUGUACCACUCAUCAAGAAAGGACCAAAUCUCAUGGACGUGCCUCUAAUCUCAAGCUUCGUGCAAUCAUCCAUGGAUGCAGCACUGGCCGAGUAUGUCGCACCCAAAUCUCUUACCUUGGACCUCAAAGAUAUGAUGAUGGGCGACGACUUCAAGAAGGAUACAGUCGCACAGGGUGUUAUCAUGGUGCGUAUCAAAUACGCAUUCGACUUCAAAGAGGGCGAUACCAAGAUAGGUCCUUUUGGUGGUUCUGCAGACCCUUAUGUGAGCGUGGGAUGGGCCAAGUUCGGAAAGCCGCUUUGGUCGACGCGUGUUCUCCAGCAAAACAUGAAUCCCCACUGGGACGAACACUGCUUUAUCUGUGUCACCUUUGACCAGUUGAACGUAGAUGAAAAGCUAAGGCUGCAGUUGUGGGAUUCCGACCGUUCCACUGCUGACGACGACCUGGGACGUAUAGAGGUGGACCUCAAAGAGUUGAUGAAGAGUGAUGAGACGAAUGGAAGAAUGCACGACAGAGAAGAUGGUUUCAGAGCGCUCAAGAGCGGAAAUGACAUGCCUGGGAAACUGAGCUGGAGCUUGGGUUAUUUCUCGAAAACCAGAAUCACCGAUGACCAGCUUGCUAUGCAAGACGAAGACCCCGAUGUUGAGAACAUAGACCAGUUGAAAAAGAAGAUGUACAAGGAGGCAGAGGACAAACUUCGGGAGGCGAGCGAGGAUCACCGAAACGAAGUGGAACAGCAAAAGUCUGAAGAGUUCAAGAACCGCCAAGAUCAACUCAUCAUCGCGUCCCCACCUUCUGAAGACUAUCCGUCAGGUAUCCUCAGCAUCCAGAUCCACCAGAUUACUGGCUUGGAAUUGGAAACGCUAAACAAACAAAAAGAUUCUGCGAACGCAGAGGCAACAGAUGAAGAAGAGGAAGGCGACAGCUUACCCUCCGCAUAUUGCACCAUCAUUCUCAAUCACAAGAAAAUCUUCAAAACGCGCACCAAGCCGAAGAACUCGAAGCCGUUCUUCAACGCUGGCUGCGAGCGCUUCGUUCGAGAUGUUCGCAAUACCGAAGUACACAUUGCCGUUCGUGAUGCUCGUAUACACGAAGACGACGCCUUGCUCGGUAUUGUCUACCUGCCUCUGGAAAGAGUAUUUCACAAGCGCAGCCAGAUCAAUCACAUGUUUCCCCUUGCUGGAGGUGUAGGAUAUGGCCGCAUAAGAAUCUCCAUGGUCUUCCGAAGUGUGCAAGUACAAUUACCAAGAAAUAUGCUGGGCUGGGACUACGGAACUGUGGAUAUCAAACCCUCUGUAAAAGCUAUUGACGUGCCGGAGGACCUAAAGCCCCUUCGACUCAAAGUCCGCACGCCAUUAGAACGCGCAAAGCUUCACUCGCGAGGACGGAAUGGUAAGGUCCACUCAGAAGAGGGACAGACUAUCUGGACUUCGAGGAAGGAUAGAUGCAUUCGACUCCCUGUGCGGGCACGCUACUGUGCGCCUCUUGUCUUCGAGUUUAGACAGGAUGCUACUUUCAGAGACCACACCCCAGGCUUUGGUAUCCUAUGGCUCAAGGAUAUUUCCGAUAACGAGGAGCAGACAGUACGCGUCACUAUCUGGAAAGGUGACUUGGAGCGCGCAGAAAAUAACGUGCUUGAUUCGUAUGGUGAGAAGCUGGGCGAGAUCGAAGUAACAUUGACGUUUUGGUCUGGCUUAUCAGGAUACCACGAGAAACUUGCAAAAGGCGACAAGCACAUUACCAAUGUCAUGGAGGUUCUUGAUGUCACCAAUGAUCAGGAGUGGUCCGAUUGGGAUGAUUCAGAUGGCGAUAAACCUGGAAUCAACGACAACAAGGACACCGAAAGCGACAGCUCAUCUUCGGACAGUUCGGAUUCGGAAGACGACGGUGAGGACGAGAGCGGUAGUAAGAAAUUCAUCCCAGACUUUCUCCAAGACGGUGGCAAAAGAAUCGACUCGAAGCUGAGCAUGGAGGGCAAGAGUGGUCCUGUCAGCAAGAUGAAAGAUUACAAGGAGAAUAUGCACCAGCUACAUCGUAAGAACAGGGGCAUGAUGCAGUGGAAGGGUCCACGAACAUUAGCCUGGAUGAAGCAUGUCGGCGACCGUGGAAAGAAGAAAGUGGGAAACAUGUUCCAUCACCACGAGAGGAGUGGAGGGGGUGUUGAGACAGAGGCUUGA